Messenger RNA from Adineta ricciae, 855 nucleotides. The record is from the annotation of a GenBank genome assembly. Lineage: Eukaryota; Metazoa; Rotifera; Eurotatoria; Adinetida; Adinetidae.
AUGACACUACUCUACGACGCUCAACUACUUACACUCUAUGUUGGUAUUUGUCUCUUUAUCGCAUGUGUUAUUGGAAAUGGAAUUAACAUUCUGGUCUUCUCUAAACUUCACAUGUUUCGCACAAAUCCUUGUGCAUUCUACUUCCUCAUGGGUUCUAUUGACAACAUGUUCUAUGUUUGUUUCAAUCUUCCGAUUCGUAUCUUAAGCGACACUUAUCGAAUUGACACAUAUCGAGGAUCUGAUAAUAACUUAUGCCGUGUNCUCCGUGGUCAGGUCUUAGUCACAUCAAAAAGUGCCUAUCUUCGUAGUCGUAGUCGAAUCGAAUGGGCACAUCGAAUAUCACUCGUUGUCAUCGUUUUCUGGUGUCUGUAUGGUGUUCACGUUUUCUUUUUGUAUCGUAUUUUACCAACUACCAAAACCUGUGGAAGUGACAAUCCUGCUUUGGCUAUCUACUCACCGAUCUAUCUGCUUGGCAUCAUCUGUGGAAUACCAGUAGGGAUCAUGACAUUGUUUGGUCUUUUGACUUAUCGAAACAUUCGACGAACAGUGCAUCUUGCUGAGUUACGGUUUGACCGUCAGUUGAUCCGAAUGACUUCUAUUCAUGUUGUGCUUGUUGCUGUGAGUUUGAUUCCAUAUGGGAUUAACAGAGCUUAUACUUUAAUUACAGCUGGAGUAGUCAAAGAUUCAGAUCGACUAAUGAAAGAAAGUUUCGCUACAACGAUGGUCACUCUUGGAACAUAUCUAUACUACGUGGGAAGUUGUUAUGCGUUCUCUCUAACAUCAAGUCGAUUUCGUCGGAUAGUCAAAAAAGAAAUUUUUGCUCGGUGUCGUAUGAGAAGAAUAGCACCUUCGUAG